Molecule: messenger RNA, 1050 nt
Organism: Apodemus sylvaticus (European woodmouse)
Lineage: Eukaryota; Metazoa; Chordata; Mammalia; Rodentia; Muridae
Gene: Tbpl2
Product: TATA-box binding protein like 2
Exons: 7
Coding region: 1-1050 (349 amino acids)
Biological process (GO): DNA-templated transcription initiation
Molecular function (GO): DNA binding; RNA polymerase II general transcription initiation factor activity
Source: RefSeq, a predicted model, not a curated record
AUGGUGGGCUCUCCCCUCAUGGAGGAGGACAUGUACCUGGACCUCUUCCUGGACCCCUACACCAUCCAGGAUGACUUUCCUCCAGCUAUGUCUCAACUGUUCAGCCCUGGAGCACCUUUAGACCUGCACCCACUUCACCCAUCCAAUCCAGAGACUGGGUUCCAUUCACAUUUUGGUGAAGUCAAAAAGGCAUCCAGUCACCUUUCAGCUGUGGAUCUAAGCUUCUUACCAGAUGAACUCACCCAAAAAAAUCAAGACCAAACUGUCAUUGGACACAAGCUGGCAAGUAAGGGAAGCUGUAGGACUCGAGAUGGGCAAAGGCAGUUGUACUUGCCUGAUGAACAGGGCAGUGGGCUGAGCUUGAAUAGUUCACCAGAUACCCAGUCAUGUCUGGGCUCUGAUGAUGCUGACUCCAACCAGCCCUCUCCAGAAACACCAAACUCCAAAGCCUUACCUGUGGCAUUGAUAUCAUCCAUGAUACCAAUGAACCCUGUUCCAGAAUGUUUUGGAAUUGUGCCUCAGUUACAGAAUGUAGUUUCCACUGCAAAUCUGGCCUGUAAAUUGGAUCUGAGAAAAAUAGCUCUGAAUGCCAAAAACACAGAAUACAACCCAAAGAGAUUUGCUGCAGUCAUAAUGAGGAUCCGAGAGCCAAGGACCACAGCCCUCAUAUUUAGCUCUGGGAAAGUGGUCUGUACAGGAGCCAAAAGUGAAGAGGAGUCUCGGCUGGCAGCGAGGAAGUAUGCUCGUGUGCUGCAGAAGCUUGGGUUCCCCGUCAGAUUCUUCAAUUUUAAAAUACAGAACAUGGUUGGAAGCUGUGAUGUGAAAUUUGCCAUCAGGCUGGAGAUUUUGGCGCUAACCCAUCGGCAGUUCAGUAGCAGUUAUGAGCCUGAACUUUUCCCUGGCCUUAUUUAUAAGAUGGUAAAACCACAGGUUGUGUUGCUCAUCUUUGCAUCUGGAAAAGUUGUGUUAACAGGUGCCAAAGAGCGUUCUGAGAUCUAUGAAGCAUUUGAAAAGAUGUAUCCUAUUCUAGAAAGCUUUAAGAAAGUCUGA